AGAAUAACCCGUAACCACUAACCACGACCUCCAUUCAUCCUUCGUGAUCUUCUAGUGGAGAUUUUAACAUCUUUCCCACAAGAAUUCAACAAAUUUAACUCAUAAAACCUUCUUAAACGGUUAAUAUAAGUGUUUCAAUAAGCAUUUAAGUGUAAUAAUCGUAAGUGUAAGUGAAAAUGGCGUUAAAAUCCCCACCGGUUCUCUUUGGAUUGCUUGCUCGCAUAUCUCGGCGUAGUUUUUCCUCAUCGAAGACUUUAUCAUCAAAGCAAGUUACUGUACGAGAUGCCUUAAACCAGGCCAUUGACGAAGAGAUGGAAAGAGAUGACAAAGUAUUUGUCUUAGGUGAAGAAGUAGCUCAAUAUGAUGGUGCUUAUAAAGUAACACGAGGUUUAUGGAAGAAAUAUGGAGACAGAAGAGUUAUAGACACACCAAUUACAGAAAUUGGUUUUGCUGGUAUUGCUGUUGGUGCAGCAUUUGCUGGACUCAAACCAAUUUGUGAAUUUAUGACAUUUAAUUUCUCCAUGCAGGCUAUUGACCAUAUUAUUAACUCAGCAGCAAAAACAUUCUACAUGUCGGCGGGUGGAGUACCAGUUUCAAUUGUAUUCCGAGGUCCCAAUGGUGCUGCGGCAGGAGUUGCAGCACAACACUCACAGUGCUUUGGUGCCUGGUACAGCCAUUGUCCUGGACUUAAAGUUAUCAUGCCUUACUCUUCUGAAGAUGCAAAAGGUCUCCUAAAAGCAGCCAUUCGCGACCCAGACCCAGUAGUAUUUUUGGAAGAUGAAAUCAUGUAUGGACUACAGUUCCCAAUGUCAGAUGAGGCACUAUCUUCUGACUUUGUGUUGCCUAUAGGAAAAGCGAAAAUAGAGCGCGAAGGAUCGCACAUAACAUUAGUUUGUGCGGGCAGAGCGACUGAAACAGCGUUGCAGGCGGCCAACGAACUUGCUGGAAAAGGUAUUGAGUGUGAAGUUAUCAACCUACGUACUAUCAGGCCAUUGGACAUCGACACUAUUGCCAGAUCUAUUUCCAAGACUCACCAUCUCAUUACUGUUGAACAAGGAUGGCCUCAGUCAGGCAUCGGUGCAGAGAUAUGCGCUCGCAUAAUGGAAUCGCCCGCAUUCUUCGAACUAGACGCCCCUGUAUGGCGUGUGACGGGCGCAGACGUUCCAAUGCCGUACGCGCGUUCGUUGGAAACGCUCGCUUUGCCACGACCUCCGGAUGUAGUUGCCGCUGCUAGUGCCGUAUUAGCUAAUCAGAUUGCAAGUGAAGCUGCGAAUUAGAAUGCUUAGGAAUCUCUUGCGCAGACGAAGUGUACAUAAAUUAUAUUUAUUUGAAUAUGUUGACGAGCGGAAUGUGAUUAUUAGGUGAAAUUAUAUUAUUAUUACUAAA
Messenger RNA from Pieris brassicae (large cabbage white), 1386 nucleotides. RefSeq names its product pyruvate dehydrogenase E1 component subunit beta, mitochondrial (gene Pdhb). The record is from RefSeq and is a predicted model, not a curated record. Lineage: Eukaryota; Metazoa; Arthropoda; Insecta; Lepidoptera; Pieridae. The coding region runs from base 177 to 1277 and encodes 366 amino acids. Gene Ontology annotation, biological process: pyruvate decarboxylation to acetyl-CoA. Gene Ontology annotation, molecular function: pyruvate dehydrogenase (acetyl-transferring) activity. The transcript is spliced from 8 exons.